This is a messenger RNA of Coregonus sp. 'balchen', 5644 nucleotides long. Lineage: Eukaryota; Metazoa; Chordata; Actinopteri; Salmoniformes; Salmonidae. The record is from the annotation of a GenBank genome assembly.
GCAUCUGUCAGCAGUGUGUUCUCUGGCUGUUACAAGGGAGAGGUAUAUGAUGUCCCCGGCAUUGUUAGACGAGCCUCUCUCUUCCCUGUAAGUCUUUUUCUCCUCUCCUCUCCUCUCCUCUCCUCUCCUCUCCUCUCCCUCGUCCUCUCCUCUCCUCCCCUCUCCUCUCCGCCUCACUCAAACUCGCCUCUCCUCUCCUUCCCUCCUCCCUGUCCUCUCCCUCCCUCUCCUCUCUCUCUCCUCUCCUCUCCUCUCCUGCGUCCUCUCCUCUCCUCUCCUGCUCCUCUCCUCUCCUCUCCUCUCCUCUCCUCGUCCUCUCCUCUCCUCUCCUCUCGCUUCUGUCUCUCCUCCUCCUCUCCUCCCCUCUCCUCCUCCUCGUUCCUCAUCCUCAUCCCUCUCCUCUCGCUGCCUCCUCCUCGCUUCCUCUCCUCAUCCUCUCCUCUCCCUCCCUGUCCUUCUCCUGUGAGUCCUCUCUCAUCCCUUUCAUUUUGCUCUGCUUGACUGUAUCUAUCUGUUUCCAUGCUUGGUGACUUGUUACAAAUGUGUACCAACAGUUUAUGUACAUUAUCUGCAUGAAGACAUUGAGUUGUGGUGUCUAAUAGACCACUGUGUGAAUGAUUGACAGGCAUCAACAACACCGCAACAUUUGACCCAGACGGCGUCGUCGAUGGCAACCUAUGAGCUGGAGAGACAGUUUGACACCCUGGGCAGUAGGGGGCGCUGCAGCCCCAGCCCCAGUCCCAGCCUGGACAAUGUAUGUCAAAAAUAGCUAGCAAUCCCCUCAAUCUUACUAGCCUCGUUAUUACCAGACUGAUCUCGCAAGCUUACACUCUGUUUCGCUACAGUAAUCAGUCUGGUAAUUACGAGGCUACAAUCUUACUGCAUCUAAAGUCGAUCUAGCGACAUCUCAAUGAUCACAGAAGGUUUUCCUACCAAUGAAGUCUCCAUUUUAAAUGUCAUCGUGUUUUGAUUAAAUCUUCACCUUUUGUCAAUGUUCAUUCGGUCCUCAAGAGAACCUUCAAAACAUAUUGUGACGAAACAUUGCAACCCAUGAACAUCUGCACUGGGAGAGACAAAUCAACUCCCAGUAAAUGGACCUGAAUGACACGUGUACUUCCUGGUCUCUUUUAUGACGUAAUCUCUGACUUUUCCACUUUAGUGUUCUAGUUCCUAUAUGGUGUUACAUACUGUAACAUCGUGAUCUAUACUCACCUUUCACUUCCUGUCCCCCCCCCCCACCCCACCCCUCCAGGUCUAUGUUGUGCCUCCCCCGGUGGUCCCGGACCCCAGCUAUGACAUCCCUAUCCCGUUCUCCGGCCCUCCGGCCUCAGACACCCAGCAGAGGCUAGUGGCCGGAGGCUACAAUCCCUUAACCAGCCCCCAGAGACAGCAUGGCAGCUACAGCACCCUCCCUAAACCCAGCAAGUCAAACUGGAUCUACGAUGUGCCCAGCUCUCCUGAGAAGCCUGGUGGUGAGUCUGGGUACUACACACACCUGCCAUCUGGUGGCCAGCCUGGGAACUACACCACCCUGCCCUCCAAGGACUUGAGCUCUGCCAGCCAGCUCUACGACACUCUGACCCGUAACUGGUCUGGUCAGGGCUGUGGAUCUGCUCAGUCCUUCUACGACAUCCCCAAACCCAGAUCCUCUCCCCAGGGGUCCCAGGACCCCCCCACCCCCCCCAGGGUCCUCCCCAGGGCUCCUCUCUACAACAGACCCCCAGGGCAGAGGCAGACGGAUGAGGAGCGCUGUGUGUACGCUGUCCCCCCCCGGGAGCAGCUCUCAGUCUCCGUCCCCCAGCGAGGACACCAUGUCCCACUGGAGUGUCGGGGGAACUCUGGCCCUACCUACGACCACCCCAACCCCCAGGGCAGGCUGCAGAGGGGCCGUCUGGGGCUAGUGGCUGGUAGGGGAGACACUCUGCUACAGGAAGAGGAUGAAGAGAGAGGAAGAAGGUCAACAUCAGACAAACAGAGGAUUAGCACAGCCUCCACCUCCUCCACCUCCUCCUCCUCCUCCGACUCCCUGGUGCUGUGCUCCUCCUCCCCGGAGCCGCAGCGGGAGGUGUGUCUGAGCCAGGAGGAGGCGUGUCGCAGGCUGCACCUCCUACAGCAGGAGGUGUGCAGGGAGGUGCCGCGUCUCAUGGAGUUCGUCUCCUCUCGCUGGAGGAGCAGGGAUCACCUGGGAAAGCACCUCACGGAGAUCAGGUCUGUGGAGAAUGAGAUCAGUAAUGAUUCUUGUUAAUAUUCUGACCAGUGAACAAAACAGUCCCUAAAAUGGUGCCUUAAGGAAUCCCUUUAUGUACAGUAUUAUAUAUAUAAAUAAGGUUAUUCUUCUUAAGGUCUGAAACGUGCUGUAUUAAAGUGGACAGUUAGUUGAGCAUCUACUGAACAUCCACAAGCCAUCUAUUUGGGACUACCAUAUCCAAAACAAGUGUUACCACUAAUUCUUCCCAACUACCACCUCCAGGUCUGCAGCAGAGGGCGUGGCGGGGUCGGUGACCUCCUUCCUGACCUUUGCACUGGAUGUGAAAGGUAAUGCCCGGCGCCUGACUGACUCCAACCUGCAGGCGCGUCUCCAGCGCCAGCUCUCUGUGUUGGAGGACUCCGGCAUCAUCCUGCAGCAGGCCGUCAGCUCCCUGGGCGUCGCCGGCUGGCCCCUCUCCUUGCUGGCCCAGGAUCCCGCUCAGAACCACACCCCAGACCAGCUGGACUGCCUCGUCAGGGUAACCAGGACCGUCCCCGAGGACGUCAAGAGACUGGUGUCCAUUGUCAAUGCCAACGCCAAGCUGCUGUUCCGACCCACAGAGAAGAGAGAGGCAGACGGACCCAGUACCAGCAAUAAUACCAGUACCUCUACCAGUCAGUUUGUGAAGAAGAGGACAGAGCAGGGAGAAGACUCAGGAACAGAUCAUCAUGACAGUGUCCAGGUACAGGUUAGUCAUUGGUUAUCUGGACCAUUAUAUAUCCAGGUACAGGUUAGUCAUUGGUUAUCUGGACCAUUAUAUAUCCAGGUACAGGUUAGUCAUUGGUUAUCUGGACCAUUAUAUAUCCAGGUACAGGUUAGUCAUUGGUUAUCUGGACCAUUAUAUAUCCAGGUACAGGUUAGUCAUUGGUUAUCUGGACCAUUAUAUAUCCAGGUACAGGUUAGUCAUUGGUUAUCUGGACCAUUAUAUAUCCAGGUACAGGUUAGUCAUUGGUUAUCUGGACCAUUAUAUAUCCAGGUACAGGUUAGUCAUUGGUUAUCUGGACCAUUAUAUAUCCAGGUACAGGUUAGUCAUUGGUUAUCUGGACCAUUAUAUAUCCAGGUACAGGUUAGUCAUUGGUUAUCUGGACCAUUAUAUAUCCAGGGUACAGGUUAGUCAUUGGUUAUCUGGACCAUUAUAUAUCCAGGUACAGGUUAGUCAUUGGUUAUCUGGACCAUUAUAUAUCCAGGUACAGGUUAGUCAUUGGUUAUCUGGACCAUUAUAUAUCUGAAGAUUUGCAAAGCUUGAUAUGACACACAUUCAUAGUUCUGUAUCUUGAUCCUGAUUUAGAAAAGUACAAAUAAAGCUUUCUCUUUACUAGUUUAAGGCUGGUUUCUACUUGGUCUAACACGUCUGUAGACCAUUUGACAACUGUAAAACAGCCUUUACAGGGUCAUUAUAUUUCUAUAGACUUCAAAGGCACAGCUUGAUAUAACACCCAUUCAUAAUGCUGUAUCUUGAUCCAGAUGUAGAAAAUUGAAAGUAAAGCAUUGCUCUCUUUUUCAAAUGAAGAAAGAGUUUGAAAAACAACAAAUUAAAGUCCUGGGAAAACAGAAACCCAAAAUCACUUCCAUCAAGCCUAAGGUGAGACUUUCCCGCUGCUCAGAGGAAUGCAUUUCUUAUAGUCAAGUACUGAAACUCACAGAAAAGCCUCAAAUACUGUAGACUGUCCAACACACGGCAGCUCCUGCGCUCCUCAGUGGGAGCUAGGUAUUAGUGGUGGAGAUAUUAGCAGCGUACCUUAUAAUUACAGGCUGCCUGGGAAGCUUCAGCUUUAUUUCUCUUCCUCUACUGGUGAGAUUCCCCUGAGGGAACAGGAUGUCUGUCUGUCUAACUAACCAUCUUUCUUUAUACCCUCUCUCUCUCUAACCUCCUCCGUCCUCCACUCUAACCUCCGCCCCCUCUGACCAAGAUCCCUCCCCCUCAACCAUGCCCCCCCCACACAAAACAUCUAACAAAACACGACCCUCCCAACACUACCUCCGACCCUCUACCCCCUCCCCACCUCUCGAGACCAACCUCCCUUCUCUACCUCAGAAGCUCCCCCCUAUCAACUCCCCCCACCCUCUACUAGCCCUCCCCCUCGCUAACAACCAUCCGCCCCACCCACUAACCCUACACCACUCCUACCCCCUCCCCCAUCCCCCACUAAAAUCAUCUACCUCCUAACCUCCCUCCUACCCUCCCAUCCUCUGCUACCUCCCUCCUCUCCCCCUCCACCUCUCAACCUCCCCCUCUCACUCCUCCCCCUCUACCUCCUCCUCCACCUACCUACCCUCCCCUCUCUCUACCUCCCUCCCCUCCACCCCCCCCUCCUCCCAUCCCUCCCUCCCUCUCUACCUCCCUCCCCUCCCCCCUCCUACUCUCCCUCCCCUCUCUACUCCCCCUCCUCCCUCCUACCUCCCUCCCUCUCCUCCCUCUACUCCUACUCCCUCCUAACCCUCCACCUCCCUCCUCCCUCCCUCUUCCCCUCUUGUUCCUCCCCUACCCCCCUCCUUUCUUCCUCUCCCCCCAGGAGCCCCAGGUCUGUGUGGACGGCCCUAGGAGGUCUUCAGAACCCCUGUCCCCUAGGAAGCCCUUCGUGUCUGACUCUGGUGACGCCCCCAGGAGGACCUCUGAGCCUCAGGGCUCCCUGUCCGCUAGGAGGCCCUCUCAGUCUGAGCCCCACGUCUCUGACACCCCUAGCCCUGCGAAGUCCUUUAACUCCCAGGUAGACAGCCCUAAGAGACAGCCCACCGUGUCAGAACAUUGCCGGCUGUACUUCGGGGCACUGCAGAAGGCAAUCGAUGUGCUCAUCACCAGCCUGCUGGACAGCCAGCCCCCGGAGAAGUUCAUCUCCCACAGCAAGCUGGUCAUCAUGGUAGGCAAGCGGCUGGUGGACACGCUGUGCCGAGAGGCCCAGAGAGGGGAGCCUGGGUCGGUGUUGGAGUCAGGGUUGGGGCCCAGCCAGAGCCAGAGCCAGGUCCUGCUGUGUAAGUCCAACCACCUGUGUGCCCUGUUAAAGCAGCUGGCAAUAGCCACCAAGAAGGCCGCGCUGCAUUACCCUGAGAGACAUCCUCUGCAGGAGGCCCAGGACUUUGCCAAGGAGCUGGCUCAGAGAGCACAGCACUUCAGGAUCUCUCUGGACCUCUGAGAGAGACAGACUCUUAUUUUAUAGUCUAGAGACAGACCUUUAUCUUAAGGACGCAACAGACAGUGCUGAUGAACAGUUAAAAGCUGUCCUCUCCCCUCUGACCACAGAACAUUGCCAUAGUGUUGAAUCUGCACCGUUCAUCAACACGCAGCAGGUUGCUCCACAGCUCCACAGCCGACGUCCAUGUUUGUCUGUAGUUUCCUAGUCACCGGAGCUCUAAAAGCCAAUUUAUGCUUGAUCUGAAAACGUGGUCGGAGGUGCCGUA